This is a messenger RNA of Pundamilia nyererei, 7733 nucleotides long. It is a transcript of the gene mgab, whose product is annotated as MAX dimerization protein MGA b. The record is from RefSeq and is a predicted model, not a curated record. The coding region runs from base 588 to 7166 and encodes 2192 amino acids. Gene Ontology annotation, molecular function: DNA-binding transcription factor activity, RNA polymerase II-specific; RNA polymerase II cis-regulatory region sequence-specific DNA binding; protein dimerization activity. Gene Ontology annotation, biological process: regulation of transcription by RNA polymerase II; cell fate specification; positive regulation of DNA-templated transcription. NCBI's taxonomy places the organism in Eukaryota, Metazoa, Chordata, Actinopteri, Cichliformes, Cichlidae. Gene Ontology annotation, cellular component: nucleus; chromatin. The transcript is spliced from 22 exons.
CAGUGUGUGUGUGUAUGUGUGGGCUAAGACAGGGUGAGAAUGGAAGUGUGAUCGAAAAAGGUAGAAGAAGUCAAGGAAACAGACAGGAAGAGAGAGAAAGUGUCACGCCUUUGCUCUCAGUGCGCGAAUCACACAUCCUAAACAUUUUCGCGCAAACUUGCAGAGAGUUGUCCUUACCGGCGCGCGGACCGCGCUCGAGGUGAGAACGAGCGAGAGAGAAAAGAAAUAUUUAUGUAUAUCUCCUGGAUGGCGGACUCCCGCUUCCCUCGAGCUGGCGGGCCGGGAAUCACGCGCCAUUGAAGAGGGGGGUGGAGGUGGGGGGGGUGAUAGUGUGCAUGCGCUUUGGCUCCACUGCGUGCACACUCGGGUCGGUCGAUGUGAGCACAGUGGCGUGGCUCUCGGCCUCCAUUUGCCAGUUUGUGUUUAUGUUCGAGGGAUUCUCCGAGGCCCUUUUAACGGCGACGGCGACGUGCAACAGUUGGAGCUUCGCCGCUGAACGAUACUGUUGCCUCGCUGCGGUCGGCCACGAGGUACCGAAGCGACGCUGAAAGGUGUCUCAUGCAGUGUGAUGAUCAGAGCCACCGGUGAUGUCCGCCUUAGACUCUGAGCUCCCACCCAUGGAGGAAAACCAGGCAGUGGAAGGUGAGAAGGGCACCUUGCUUAAUGCGCCCUUCUCCGCUCCUCCUGCUUCCAUUGCUUCUUCAGCUCCUGCGUUCCCAACCUUGACAAGACCUAAUUUCACUAGUGAUACAGUGAUUGAGAGCAAAGCUGUCUCCAUGGCGAGUAAUGAUACCAGUGCUGCUGUUUCUUCACCUGCUGAAGCUAGCCCGGCUAAAUCUGCAGUAACAUCAGCUUCUACCUUGGAAGGAACUGUUGAAAAAAGCCCAGAAGCCUUGCAUAUAACAUCCGCAUCAGACUCCCUAACGUGCACGGAAACGAGCAUCGUCAAUAUGCCUGAAUCAACACCAUGGUCAUCUGCGUUGCCCGCGACCACAUUUGGCAACACGGACAUGGAAAAAGACUUUCCUGCGGUGCUGACCUUCAAAGGUGUCAGUGUUGUUUUGGAAAACAACAACGUGUGGAAGCAGUUCUACAAGUGUGGGACCGAGAUGAUUCUCACUAAGCAGGGCCGACGCAUGUUCCCGUACUGCCGAUACCGCUUGACUGGCCUGGAUCCCAAUCAGCAGUACAGUCUGGUGCUGUCCAUAGUCCCAUCGGGUCAGUACAGGUACCGCUGGAGUGCAUCCAGAUGGGAAGUCACCGGGCGAGCAGAACAUCAAAACCAAGGUCUGAUCCGGGCAUUUUCACACCAUUACUCACCCUGUCGCGGCUCAGAUUGGAUGAACAGCUUGGUGUCCUUCUACAAGCUCAAACUGACCAAUAACUCCCAAGACCAGGAUGGUCAUAUAAUCUUACACUCCAUGCAUCGCUACAUUCCUAGGCUUCACAUAAUACCUGUUCCAGAUGGAGGCAUGCCCACAGCUGACAAGCCUGUAGUUAUGGGACAUGAAAGCAUGACUUUUACUUUUCCACAAACUGAAUUUAUGGCUGUGACGACGUAUCAGAACUUUCGGAUUACCCAGCUGAAAAUUAAUCACAACCCGUUUGCAAAGGGAUUUAGGGAGGACGGGAACAACCCCCGUCUGAACAGAAUCGCUAGAGAGGCUCAAGCUAUUGUGAAGACGGAAUACCAGCCCACAGUGAUCGAACCUGCCGAACCCAGUGAAAACCAGGAGGAGGUACUGGAUCUGAGUGCAAACAGUCAAAAUGACUCUGCUUCUCUAUCAAAUGUGCAAGAGACCCGAUUGGUACUGAAGCCCAUAAUGUCUAAACCUGCUAGAAAAGAUGAACCAUAUGUCCCCUGCAUAAGAGGCAAACAUGCUCUUGGUGAUCUUGUGCUUGUUGCACCCAAGCAAGAAAGCGCUGCCACCAGUGUAGCCCCUGAGGUGCAGCAGGGCUUAAGAGUAUGGAUGUCGCCUAAAGCGAGAUCUGUGACUGCUAAUUCCUCAACGUCUACCCCUGGAUCAUCACCUCGAUUCUGUAAGAGGAGGAAGAAGAUGAACAGACGUUGGUCAAAUUCCCGGGGAAGAGAGUGUAAAACUGCAGCAGCCUCCUCCACAGUCGUCCACAGCCCAUCACUGACAGGCGCUAUGCAACCGGAGAUGGAUGAUAUAGAAGGCCUGCUGUUUGUGUCGUUCACCUCAAAGCAAGCUCUUGAGGUUCAUGUCAGGAACAAGAUGGUCAGUACCUCAUCGUCAGCAUCUCCUGCUUCCCUAACAACCCCAGCACCACCGACACAAACAAGCGACCAACUGAACGUGAAUCCAGAGACCGAUGAGGAGAAGAUGGCUCGUUUCGAGACUGCGUUGCUGAAUGAGCUCAGAGUCCACAAACACAGACAAGUUAUCCAUCCCGUCUUGCAGGAGGUGGGCUUGAAGUUGAGUUCCUUAGACCUCACUAUGUCCAUUGACCUGCAGUAUUUGGGUGUUUCCCUCCCACUACCACCUCCAGAACACAGCAAGACCACCACUGUGUCUCCUGGUGAUGAGGCACUACCCUUCAUCUCCAGAACGGGAAAGACAAGUGACAUGACGAAAAUAAAGGGGUGGAAAAACAAGUUCGUAAAAGCCAAGGAAACAUCUUCUUCCAACGGUGAAGGAUUACAAAAGAACCUCUCUGCCUUCUGCAGCAACAUGUUGGAUGAGUACUUGGAAAGCGAAGCUCAGCAAAUCAGCGAGCGCGCCGCUGCUUUCUCUACAAACCCAGAAGGCUCGGUGUCCUAUCAGCUGCCCGCUAAAAGCUCCAGCUAUGUAAAGACCCUGGACAGCGUUCUCAAGCAUCGAAAGGCUCCUUCGAAAUUCCCGGUGGGGGCCAACAGGCCUUGUCCCCUAUCCCACAAACCACUGCUCUAUUCUGCUCUGACGUCACCUGCUCCUCCGCUGGCCACGCCAGCAGCCCCCCAUCAAGCAGGAGCUAAAUUCACAUUCCAGGCUGCGUCCUCGCUGAGGCAGCCGAGUGAUGCUUGUGGUUCUAGUAAUACCCAGAAUCAGGGAGUUUCACAGAGGUUGUCAGAGAUGAGCUUUGGUCAGAACCAGGGGCCGAUGUCCAAACCUUCGGGGCUCACCAAGUUCCAGCACAAGCUGCUGGAAAUGGAGACGGCAGCUUUGAACCAGGGCCUCAGCAGAACACAGCUGACUACAGAGAGGCUGUCAGCUGCUCUGACUGUGUUACUGACAAAACAGACGCAGCCCAGCCAGAUCUUGAAAGUACCCCCUUCUCCAAAUAAAGUUGCUGGACCUGAAUGUGGUCAAGAGUUCUGCAGACUCGGCUGUGUGUGUUCCAGUCUGCAGCACCUGAACAGAGGCCAUCUCCACUGCAGGCGGCCUGAAUGCAUGUUUGGCUGUGCCUGCUUCAAACGCAAGAUCACUAAGCAGACGUCCACAGGGGAGAGCCAAGAACAUCCUGUUUACUCGAUGACUAAUAUGGAACAUGUGUUCCAGCCUCGCCAAGGCUCACAUGCUAAUAAACUGUGGAAGUGUAAUGGCAGCGAUGAGGAUCCAGAAGCAGUUUUUGUUCCAAAAAUUGCACCCCUCUAUGUGGUUACACCAAAGGCCCAAAGACGCAACAGUGUAUUUCCACAACCGAUACGUGAAGAAGACAAGGAUCCAGUGUAUAAAUAUUUGGAGAGCAUGAUGACAUGUGCUCGUGUAAGAGAGUUCAAUAGCAAGCCGCCUCCUCAAGUCACCAUAGAGCCUAAGAUCUUUGCACCAAACGCCCUAACAAAACCACAAAAAACCACUGACAAGUACUACAGCACUUUACCAACUGUCAACAAAGCAGGUGAAAACGCAUCUCAGGAAACUGCAUGUAGUGAAGUAGGAGCAAGGAAGCAAAUACAGAUCCAGUCAGUGUGUCGGUGGCAGAACGACCAGAGGAUGAUCCUGGAGGCUUUAUGUCAGCGGAUGAAUCGUGAUCAGCUUUCCCAACGUUUCUACAUUGGUCCUUACCGCAUCUGGCCAAUCAGCAAGAUCAUUAUGCGGAAGCCCAGCGGCUCCAUCGUCACCUACCAGGUGCAAAUUAGCAAACCAUCAAAAGCCAGUGAUUGUGAUGAUGAUGAUGAUGAAUGUGACAGUGAUGAGGAAAUGCAUACCAGUAAAGGCCUUGAUGAGAACACUGAUGCAGAGGAGGAAGAUGGCCAAAUCGAAGAGCCGCAGAUGUGGUUUGGAGUGACACCCUUUCUGAGUGGAGUGAUGCCUGCAGGAACGCUGAGAGCCGAGAGAAAACCUGCUGGUUACCAAGCACCUGGACUUAUACAGGUAAAUGGCAAAUCCUACAAUCAGGCCAGACUGCAGCUUGGAAAGAUGGGAUCUUUGCAUCCAGCUAACCGACUUGCUGCCUACGUCACAGGACGACUAAAUGCUUCAGUUGAUGUUCCUCAGAAAAAUUCUCAGAAAUCAGACUCUACACAUAAAACCAGCACUCCAAAAACUGGCACCGUAAAAGUUGCAAGCUCAUUAGUCAGUCCAAGUAUCGCUGCAAGGAAAACUACUGAUCUGAAGACACUAACGCCGUCACCAGUUUUCUUAUUCCCUCCAUGCCUCCAGAGCAAGGGACGCAUCUCAUUGGGGCAACAGUCACAGAAAUCAUCCAACAUCAGCUCUGUCCAAUCACUUUCCUCAGGCCAGCACAACUCAGACUCUUCCUUCCAGAGCAGCUCCUCCUCCUCGCCUGUCUCACUCACCGUCUCACAAUCACUGAAAAGCCCCAGCUUUUUAGGACAGAGUGGAACCUAUUCUUUCAGGAUCUGCCCUCCGUCCAACCAGGGCACCGGAGGACAGAAGCUACCUGGUGUCUCCCUGCCCGGGGGCUUUACCCUCAUUCAGCUCCCAGCGCCCGGAGCUGAUGAUGCAGCACAACAGUCAGGACAUCUAAAAGCAUCAAACAUGGCGAACAAUGAUGUCCUGUUACAAAAAGACAGUGCAGCUGGGUGUCCUGCUGCGGACACAGUGAACGCAGUCAAGAGCUCUUUAAGCAGCAAAUUAGCAGAGCCCGGCUCCUCCCCUGAGCUGGUUUGUGAUGGGAAGAUCCCGUCAGACGAGGGCGAUGAGGCCAACGGCAAGCAGGCAGAAUCAAACCUAGACAUCGCUUCAGACACAAGUUCCUACUCAUCAGACAGUGAAGGAGAGGGAGACGAAGAUGAUGAGACGGUGGAUGUUGAGACUGUAGAAGAAGUGAAACAACAGAUGGCCAUCGCUAAACUGAAGAAAGCUCUUUCCAAGGGAGUACUGCAAUCACGAGAUUCCAGAGAAGAUUUGGGAUCAUUUUUGGAACUCGACUCCCAGGAUCUCAUUGAUUGUGGUGAGACAAAAACUAAAAGGAGGCGCGAGAACCACACAGUGCUAGAACGGCUGAGAAGAUCGGAACAGCGAAACCUCUUCGAUAAACUCCAGGCUGUCCUACGGAGUGACCCAAGAGCUCCCAGGCUCCGCCUCCUGUCAUUGGCCCAGAAAGAAAUUCAGAGCCUGGUUAGGACCUCCAAACAUCUAGAACAGGCAAAGAAGAUGCUGACGCAGAUGCAGUCGGGCUAUGUAGAGACACUCUCUCAGUUGUCUGGAAAGUCUCAAAAUGUGAUCAGGCACAAACUAAAGGAGGUGUGCGAAAAACAGAAAAGGAAAGAGAAGACGGUGAAGUGGACGCCUUUCUUUUCCCACCUGCUACAGUCCAGAGCCGCUUUACUACAAGCCAGUGCUCCCAAGUCUAACCCCACGCCCUCAUCUUCAGUACAGCCUGACGUCGGGGCUCCUUCUCAGGCUAACACAGCCACAACUCCACACAAUUUAAAAACGAUGAUAACCCUGCUCCAGCCUCUCAUGCGAAAAGCUCCAACUGAAUCCUGUCCAAAGACACCUGUAUCUAAACUUCUGCCUCUGCUGGUAUCCUCUCCAGCUCAGGUUGCGAACGCUGCACCCCGGUCCCAGGUGAAAAUUGAGCAAGGUGACCAUGUGGCCUCAGUCCAAGAGAAAAAGUCUCCAUCAAACUUAGAAGUCAAACAGAAAGCUUCUGGAGAGCCAGACCAGGCUACUGGUUCCCACAUUUCCAGUUCCCAAACAGAUCAGCAGUCUCAAGACCCGCCCGGUAAAGCUUCACCUCAGGCCCCCACAGCCAAAGAAGGAGCCUCACCUGUAUCCCCAACAGCUAACUGCACCAGCACCAAGGUUCACACUCCAAAGCCUCUGGCUCUUCCUCUUAUUCGCUCCAAGACUGGCAGGCUCAUACUUCCCUCAUGUCUGAAACCAAUUGGCCAAGGCUUCUAUACACUCAUGGUCAUGAAACCCAGGAAGAAUGAAGAGGAAGGUGAUGCUAGCUCUUCAGCUAAGAUGAAGCUAUUUGAGCCAUCAGACGCUAUCAUAUCUGCAUCAGACCUGCCUUUGGAUUUGGAAACUGGGCAUAACCUCAAGAGCAAAACGGCAUCUUCAGAUUCCGAUUCGAAAGUUUCGGGUGUAAUUUCCCCCCAGGCUGAGCUUGCCACCCUUAACAAAUCAAUGUUUGUGCCUUCAGUGGAUCUUAAAGCUACAGAAAACAACAGUGAGGGCAGCACAGGUGCAGGCAUGAGCACAACUCUUCCAGCUGCCCACUUGAGGUUUAAUCGUGUGUGUUCUGUCAAGUCCGAGGCCGAUCCAAGCCUUCCAGAAGCCCGUCGAGGCAGGGGCAGGCCUCGAAGGAACCCUGCAAGUACUGCUGUGGGUGAAAAGGAAAAGUGUAGUGUGAUAGAAGAGACCAAUAAAUGUGUCAGCAAAGGUGAAAUAUCUGUGCUGCUUGAAGAGAAACAAAGUAAAAAAAUUACUUUGGAAGAGACCAAGAAGGAAGCUGAGGGCCUCGCAGGCAAUGUCGGUAAAGUAGCAGAUAUUCCUGUGCCAGUCAAACGACCCAGAGGAAGGCCUCCGAAAAGAAAGUCGGCACCAGUUAAGCGUCCUGCAAGUAGUCCCCUCAGAUCCAGCUCUAAGAAACUUAAAUGCAAUCCCUCCGCUAAGGCAACUGAAAGCCCUACCACCAGGACGUCGAGGCCUUUAACACGCGGUGCUUUAGGAAAAGACUUCCCCAGCGCAAAGAAACGGUCCUGGAUAGACGUAGAAAAAGAACUGGAACCUGAGCUAGAAUUUGCAUAGUUGUAACAAACGUCCUUUCACUACAAAAACGAAUCUACGCUCUGAGAGUCUCACACUGAAAUCUCACUCAUGACUAAAGAUGUCUUCACAUGUGAACUCUGGACUCCGAAUCACAUCGGAGCCUUUGUGAAAGUCGUUUCUUCUCACAUGUACAACACGGCAGGAGGCGGUUUGCUUCAGACACCUUCUCAUUGUUAGGUUUAAGUGAAGGCGCUGCCUGGGACCAUGCAGGUAAGGGUGCAUCCACCUGCCCUCUGUGCUGUUCUCACAUGGGCACAGUUGAUUGAAGCAGGAGUUUGUUUGUUUUUUCUGGGAAGCUGGAUGUAAAAGACUAAUUUGUGUGUAAAUGAACUAAGGAUGCAGCAUCUUUUUCUAACAUCAUCUUCACAGUCUUACUUGAAGUUUCUCUGCUUUCUGCUGAUAUUGGCAGCUCGAGUCACGUGUGUCAAUGAAAGUGUCACCAAAUGUGCCUGUCUGAAAAAGCCAAAGGAUCAGGGCCACGGAUAAUAACUGCUGCUCUCUUCUGAACUCAGUGGACUUCUUUCAUAAUGUAGAGAAAGGCUGAUU